GACCACCCAUUAAGGUGGUCUGUUGUUGGGGAUGUCCGACAUUGUAAAACAAAUCCUUGCAAAACCGAUACAAUUAGCAGACCAAGUCAUAAAGACAACAGAAACCGUUUGUUCAUUUAAAGACAAUUGUGCAGAGAUCAAAACCAAGACCGAAAAACUUGCAGCCCUCCUUCGACAAUUCGCACGUGUCAGCAACAACCUCUACGAACGUCCCACGCGUCGAAUCAUUGAUGAAACAGAACAGGUUCUUGAAAAAACAUUACAUCUUGUUUUAAAAUGCACCCGGAAUGGUCUAAGACGGGUGUUUAAGAUCAUUCCCAAUGCCAUCUUUCACAGAACAUGUCAGCAACUCGAGAAUUCGAUAGGAGAUGUGUCGUGGCUCCUACGUGUAUCCACGCCUUCGUAUGAUCGUGAUGAUGAGUAUCUCGGGUUGCCCCCAAUCGCGUCUAACGAGCCUACAUUGUGUCUUAUUUGGGAGCAAAUUGCAAUCCUGUAUUCGGGUACAUUAGAGGAACGAGCAGAAGGGGCGACCUCACUUGUUUCGUUAGCAAGAGAUAACGAAAGAUAUGGAAAAUUGAUUAUUGAGGAAGGGGGCGUGCCUCCACUUUUGAAACUUGCUAAAGAAGGUGAUGAGGAUGGACAAGAGAACGCGGCCCGAGCCAUUGGGUUACUUGGUCGCGAUCAAGAAAGCGUGCAACACAUUAUAAACGCGGGUGUUUGUGCUAUAUUUGCAAAGAUUUUGAAGUUUUCGCACAUGAAAGUACAACUAGUCGCGGCGUGGUCUGUCUCUGAGUUGGUUGCUAACCACCCGAACUGUCAAGAACAUUUCUUGCAAAAUAAUGUUAUCCGGUUGCUUGUUGGUCAUUUAGCGUUUGAAACGAUUCAAGAACAUAGUAGAUACGCGAUUGCUAACAAGCAAAAUAUGUCCCUUCAUACCGUCGUUAUGGCUAAUACCGACCCAAAAGGUGUCAAAAAUGGUAACGACGAAAAAGGCCUUCCACGAGGUCUAAGAACAAACGAUAUGCAGAAUGUAGUAACUAACACCAUGGCCGAGAAAUCAGGCAAGAAUAGUCGUAAUGGCAGGUCAAAGAACUACAGAAACAAUAGAAAACAAAUCGCGUUGGUUGGAGUAAGUAUCAAAGCGCGAGAAUUAGAAGAUCCAAGAACUAAAGCUCAAAUGAAGGCGAUGGCAGCUCGAGCCUUAUGGCAUCUAUGUGCGAGAAACGUUGUGAUUUGUAAAAGUAUUACUGAGUCGCGAGCACUUCUUUGCUUCGCAGUACUUUUGGAAAAGGGUGAGUAUGAAAUACAGUAUAACUCGGCGAUGGCAUUGACAGAAAUAACCGCAGUAGCUGAACAACACGUUGAGCUAAGACAUUCGGGCUUCAAACCAACAUCCCCUGCAGCCCGGGCUGUUGUAGACCAGUUUCUCAAAAUCAUCAAAAAUGCAAACUCGGAUUUUUUGAUACCAAGUAUCCGAGCAAUAGGACACUUAGCUAAAACGUUUCGUGCAACUGAAACACGAAUCAUCCCUCCUGUUGUACAACUCCUUGACAACAUGGAAACAGACGUAUCAGUAGAAGCCGCGAUCACAUUAACAAAGUUUGCGUGCCCUGAUAACUUCCUACACGUAAACCAUUGUAAAACGAUAAUAGAUGAAGGAGGACCGAAACACCUGAUCCAACUAACGUAUUUUGGGGAACAUCUGAUCCAAAGUCCGGCUCUGAUUCUUCUUUGUUACCUCGCGAUGCAUGUACCUGAUAGCGAGACAUUAGCUCAAGACGAAGUGCUUGUAGUACUCGAAUGGGCGUUGAAACAAGGCCAUUUUACGCAAGAUUCAACGCUAGAAACACUUAUCAGCGAAGCGAAACAAAGAUUGGAGAUCUAUCAAUCUAGAAAUACAAGAGGAUCGUGGAUGCGAUAA
Molecule: messenger RNA, 1921 nt
Organism: Erigeron canadensis
Lineage: Eukaryota; Viridiplantae; Streptophyta; Magnoliopsida; Asterales; Asteraceae
Exons: 1
Coding region: 32-1921 (629 amino acids)
Biological process (GO): cell surface receptor signaling pathway
Molecular function (GO): protein binding
Source: RefSeq, a predicted model, not a curated record